Daphnia carinata is the source of this 1199-nucleotide messenger RNA. RefSeq names its product aldo-keto reductase family 1 member B1-like. Lineage: Eukaryota; Metazoa; Arthropoda; Branchiopoda; Diplostraca; Daphniidae. Gene Ontology annotation, molecular function: aldose reductase (NADPH) activity. The record is from RefSeq and is a predicted model, not a curated record. The transcript has 6 exons. Gene Ontology annotation, cellular component: cytosol. The coding region runs from base 217 to 1170 and encodes 317 amino acids.
UUUUAUUUAUCUCUUCCUGUUGUCAGUCUCCACCUCCAUCCAAUAUAGCUCGAUCGUUGUUCUCGAAUCGAUUAUUAUGCGUAACCGUCAAUACAUAAUCGACGGGAAACGGACAGUCUAAAGCUGGCUGUCAGCCACGUCUGCCAUUUCGUUUAUUCGCAAUUGAGCAAGUCUAAAAAUUUCCAGUUUUUCUUUAUAACCACCCAUCAAAGAGAAAUGGUUGUGAAAAUUCCAACAGUUCCUUUGAACAAUGGAUACGAAAUGCCGUUGAUUGGCUUCGGAACAGCAAACGCUUACCAUGACGAAAUCAUCCGGGCCGUUGGAGACGCAACUGAGGCCGGCUAUCGUCAUUUCGACGGAGCUUCAUUUUACGCCAAUGAAAUUGAGGUGGGCCAAGCCAUUCGGCAGAAGAUGGAAGACGGCGUGGUUGAUAGGAAAGAUCUUUUCAUUGUUAGCAAGUUGUGGUGCACGUUCAUGAGUCCCGAAUUGGUUGAGCCGGCCCUACGUCAAACUCUGAACGAUCUCCAAUUGAAUUACUUGGACCUGUACGUGAUGCACUGGCCAAUGGCGUUCGAGGAGAAUACGGAUUUGAUACCGUUAGACGAGAACGGCCUUCUCAGAUGCAAAAAUGUCGACUUUGUUCAUACCUGGAAAGCAAUGGAGGCGUGCGUUAGCCAAGGUCUGGUACGUUCGAUCGGCGUUUCCAAUUUCAACAGUCAACAACUAAGAAGACUGAUGGACAACUGCACCAUUAGGCCAGUCACUAAUCAGGUAGAAGCUCACGUUUAUUUGAGUCAGAAACCAAUGAUUAACCUCUGCAGAGAGUACGAGAUUGUCGUGACGGCGUACGGUCCACUUGGACGCCCGGGACUUAGCCAGGAUCCCGAAAACGACCCCAUUCUCCUCGAUGACCCUAAAGUUAAAGACAUCGCAGUCAAGUACAACCGAACCGUUGCCCAGAUUUUGCUUCGCUACCUGACUAUGCAAGGUUUGCCCGUCAUUCCAAAGUCUUCCAACCGCGCCAGAAUCAUCGAAAACUUAGCAUCUGUCGAUUUCGACCUUGCAACCGAGGACAUGGCCCUUAUAGCCGGCCUAAAUCGUGACUAUCGUUACUUGAAAAAUGAGUGGGCUAGUCAUCACCCUCAUUAUCCAUUCCAUAUCCCAUUUUAAACUGUAAGAAAAUCGAUAGUCUGAUAAUA